AUGAAUCAAACCAAUUUUGUGUUGGAAUCGGCAACAUGGCUUGAUUUACACCAACGAAAACCCAAUUGGUCGAAAACAGUUUCGGUUCAUCCACUCUUUACUCAAUCUCGUCCCGACACCCCAAUCCCACCAUACUCAUUCUCUCAAAAAAUUGAGUGGGGAGAUAACUGUCCUAGUCUUAUUAUGUUUGAGUAUGUUCUUGAAGAUCCAGUCCUCAUUUUAAACUCAACAUCUCACAUUAUUGCCACUUCGCUCUUUGGAGAGAUUUUGCAGAACGAGAAAGUCGUGAUUCCUGUCACUCAACACAAUCUAAAAACUACUGACUUUCUCAUUGUUAAAAAUCAACAAACUGUCACAAUCACAGAACCCUGUCGAGUCUAUUCUGCGCACCAAAUCUUUUUCACUCAAAAAACAGACAUCCCAAAUCCACUAUCAGAUUGUGCAAGACACACUCUUGAAUCUUCUGAUUCUGUUGAAAAAAGAAUUUUACAGAACGAAAUUAACAAAAUAGAAAAUUUCGAACUAUUGCAAUUAGAAAAGGAAAAGAAGCAGAAAACGAGAAGCCCCGCGGAACGAAUCAUUGAGGAAUUACAAAACAAAAAGUUGAAAAAUAAUUUUCCAAAUGAAGUUUUUGAAACUGAAGAAAAUGUUCUCAUGCUUCCAUGGAAUCACCUCGAAUUUGAUUGGAUGCUUCUUCACCACAAAAUGGUUCCGUUUGUCACCACUCGUUUCUCCAUUGACGGGAGAUUGAGAUAUUUCAUUGACCAUGUUAACUAUCGUUUUGCGAAGCGCAAGAAGGAGAAGUGGAUGAAACUUGACGAUAUAAAACGCGAGUUAAACAAGAGGGGAAUUGACGAUUGGAGAUGUGAUUUAAAUCACGACGGGGCGUUGGAAGUGUUGAGGAAUUUGAAAAGAAGAGACAACUUGAGUGAACGAGAUUUGAGUGCAGAGGAGAUUGAGUUUGUCAGAACGGUCAUAGAUAAACAGAGGGAUUUUGACUUUGCUUAUCUCAGCCAACGUGUUGGCCCCAGAGAAGCUCCGAAGAUAAAGGGGUCUAAAAACGUGAGGAAUUGUAUAUCGGCGAUUGUUGAUGGUAUCACCGGACUCUCUGAUACUGAAAAAGAUGUGGUACGCGAUGCUUUACUUAAAACAAAGAAACGAAUGUUGAAAAGAUUUCAGAAUGAUAUUCCGAUAUUGAUGGAGAAGUGUAUGGAAGGCAGGAAAGACGAACUUACUCGAAGUCUGGUUGACUUAGCAGGAAGAUAUAUGGAAGAGGAGUGA
Messenger RNA from Entamoeba invadens IP1, 1281 nucleotides. RefSeq lists its product as hypothetical. The record is from RefSeq and is a predicted model, not a curated record. The coding region runs from base 1 to 1281 and encodes 426 amino acids. Lineage: Eukaryota; Evosea; Mastigamoebida; Endamoebidae. The transcript has a single exon.